AUGUCGGAUCCGGCAGACUACACAAUUGCCUGGAUCUGUGCCAUUACGACAGAAUAUGUUUCUGCGCAGGCGUUUCUCGACGAGAAACAUGCAGGUCCUGAGUUUGUAUCUUAUAAUGAUAACACGAAUUAUACGUUAGGAAAACUUGGCAAGCAUAAUGUUGUCAUAGGCGUCAUGCCCGACGGGGAGUAUGGCCUAUCAGCUGCAACUGGGGUUGUCACAGAUAUCGUGCACAGCUUUCCUAAUAUCAGGGUCGGCCUCAUGGUCGGCAUUGGCGGUGGCGCUCCCAGUGAAAAGCAUGACAUCCGACUUGGUGAUGUUGUUGUCAGCGCUCCUCGUGAUGGUAAUGGUGGUGUUUUUCAAUACGACUUCGGCAAAACAAUCCAGGGUCAGAAAUUCCAAACCACGAAGUUCCUAGAUCAACCCCCUGCUCUUCUCCGCAGCGCGAUUGCCGAUCUGAAAGCUGAAUAUGAAGGUGAAGGUCAUUGUCUUGAAGAUGCCAUAGAUGUCAUCCUCGAGAAGAAGAGGCCGCAGUUUCGUCAGAAGUACGGACGGCCAGAUCCAAGUAGCGAUAGACUUUAUCGGAGUGAUGUUGUCCACCCCUUUGGGAAAGAGGUAUCUUGCCAAGCUGUCUGCGGUGACGACCUAUCCAAGCUGAUAACUCGACCUGACCGAGCUGAUGAUGACAAUGAGAUAGUCAUCCACUAUGGCCUUAUUGCUUCCGCGAAUCAGUUGAUGAAGGACGCGGUAAUUAGAGACCGCCUUGCAACAGAGAGGAAUGUCCUAUGUUUCGAGAUGGAAGCGGCUGGCUUGAAUCGCUUUCCCUGUCUAGUUAUUCGAGGGAUCUGCGACUACGCAGACUCACAUAAAAAUAAAGAAUGGCAGGGAUAUGCAGCGAUGGCGGCUGCUGCAUAUGCGAAGGACCUCGUCUGCCGAAUCCAUCCUAGGAGGAUUGAAUCUGGAAAACGGAUCAAGGAACUUGUUUCUGAACUCAAGAUCCCAAUAUCGCGAAUUGAGGCAAGCGUCGAAACAAUACUAUCAAAGUCCAGCAAAGAAGAAGACCGGGAUAUCCUUGACUGGCUCACGAGGUUCCAAACUUGGAUUGGUACCAAAGGUCAAACACUGUUUUGCAAGGGAAUUCCAGGAGCAGGGAAAACUAUAAUCGCAGCAACAGUGAUUAAGAAACUUAUGAAUGAGUUUCAAAAUAACCACGAGAUCGGAAUCGCAUAUAUAUUUUUAGUUUCCGGCGGCACGAGGAGCAAAAGCCGGAAGACAUUCUUUGGACAACUAAGCUCACUCCCCUCACUCCCAGAACCAGUACGGGCCCUCUAUAAGAAUCAUAAGGAGGAAAACACAAGACCGCUGGUCAAUGAUCUUAUAAAGGCUGUCCAGGGUGUGGCCGCCCUAUAUUCAAGAGUUUUUAUUGUUUUCGACGCGCUUGAUGAAUGCAGAUCUCUAGAUGGGUGUCGGGAACAAUUAUUUGCUCAUCUCUUCGUCAUUCAGAGUAAAGUUCAAGCGAACGUCUUUACCACCUCCCGGCCGAUCCAAGAUAUCGAAGCAAAGUUUCAAAACAGUCUUUCAUUGGAAAUUCAUGCUACUGACGAGGAUAUACAACGAUAUCUCACCAGCCAGAUUUACAAAUUGCCAUCGUUUGUUACUCACAAUUCUGACUUGCAAAACAAGAUUAAGAUUAGAAUAACCCAGGCUGUGGAUGGAAUGUUCCUUCUGGCACCACUUCACAUUGGUACUUUGGCUCGGGAGCCCACUGUAGGGCAUCUAGAAACAGCGUUGGACAACUUGUCCAGUGGCAUAGAUGAAACGUACCACCAAACAAUGAUAAGAAUCGAAGAGCAAGGCGGAGGCCUUCGAGACUUGGCAAUCAAAGUUCUAUCUUGGGUUUUCCAUGCAAGAAGACAACUCAAUACAGCCGAGCUACAACAUGCGCUUGCAGUCCAACCAGGGACGUCAGAGCUAGACGAGAGAUACAUACCCGAUCUCGAAAUCAUCGGGUCGAUAUGUGCGGGCAUGAUCACGACUGAUACUCAAAGUGAUGUUAUUCGAUUGGUUCACUAUACUACGCAAGAAUACUUUGAACGGACGCACACACGGUGGUUCCCAGACGCAACAGCGAUGAUAGCCGAAACAUGCGUCACUUAUCUCUCCUAUGACAGAUUCGAAAUGGCGUCUUCUGGCAUAAAGCUAUUGGAUCACCUGUCAGAUGUUAUGAAGGAUAAUAUCCUUUCUGAGGCCAAAACGUCCUCAUUCUACCAAUACGCAGCAUGCAACUGGGGCCAUCAUACUCGUGAAGCCUCAGAUUUGUGUCCGGGUGUGAUAGAUUUUCUGCAACACGAAUUCAAUGCGACAGCCUCCGCCCGCGCAUUGAUGGCGUCCAGUCCCCAGUAUAGCGCAACGACGCCUGAGUGGACCGGUCUUCAUCUGGCUGCGUUCUUUGGAAUCGAAAAAGCCCUGGAAAUAAUGCUUCGUGAGGGGGUAGAAGUAAACUCACAGGAUCAGUAUCAUAGGACGCCCCUUUUUUGGGCUGCUGGAGCUGGGUAUGAGGCUGCCGUGAAGGUUCUCUUGGAACAAGGCGCUGAGGUCAACACGGAGGAUUAUUAUUACCAGACGCCUCUUUCCUGGGCUGCCGAGGGUGGGUAUGAGAGCGUGGUGAGGCUACUUCUAGACAACGGGGCCAAGAUCGACGCAAAGGACAGCGACAGCCAAACGCCACUAUUCGAGGCUGUUACAGGUGGGCACGAGGCUGUCGUGAGGCUGUUGUUGGAUCGAGGGGCUGAUAUUAAUGCGCAGGAUGGUGAGGGUUGGACGCCAUUCCUGGAGGCUGCAUGGGGUGGGCACAAAGCCGUUGUGAACCUCCUGCUAGAUCGAGGGGUGGAAGUCAACCUACCCGGAAUCCAACGUUGGGCCCCAAUAGUGGAAGCAGCCAGAGGCGGACAUGAGGCGGCCGUGAAGCUGUUGCUGGACCGGGGAGCCCAAGUGGAUGCAGAAAACUUCGGUGGCCGCACGGCAAUGUCAGAGGCUGCUAGAGGUGGACAUGAGGCUGUUAUGAAGAUGCUUAGGGAUAAGGGGGCUAAAUUGAACAACGCAGAACGACCGGCGUUGUCAGAGGCUGCUAAGGGUGGGCAUGAAGGAGCAGUUAAGUUACUGUUGGACUGGGGGGCUGACAUUGAUGCGGCAUAUAGUUCCAAAAAUCAAGAGGCGACCAAAGUACUGUUUGGUCGGGGAACUGAUAUCAAAGCCGUAGGCAUAUCCGGUCUAUCGGCGGUGUUACAUGCUGCUAUAGGCGGACACGAGGCCGUUAUCAAGAUGUUGUUUGAGCACGGCGGGCCUGAGUGGUGUGUGACGCAGUUGGUACAUUGGACGGGAGCAGGUUUUACGGAUCAUGAAGCUCGGAUGCGGUUCAAAGCUGCUGCUAAGGGUGGGAUCGAAGCAGCCGCGAAACUCUUGAUAGAUCAAGCUUGGAACAGCGGGGUUGAGAUAAGUACCAAUGUUCUACAAGUGUUGCAAGCGGCUGCUAAUGGUGGGAUUGGGGAACUUUCCAAGAAAUUAGUAGACAUAACAGCCAGAAUGAGGAAAAGUGAGAAUAUGUAUUUUAGCCAUCCAUAG
Molecule: messenger RNA, 3621 nt
Organism: Clonostachys solani
Lineage: Eukaryota; Fungi; Ascomycota; Sordariomycetes; Hypocreales; Bionectriaceae
Source: the annotation of a GenBank genome assembly